AUGUGCCUAGGAUGGACAACUACUGGUUCUAUGAAUUAUGCACGAGAAUGGCAUACAGCAUCCGUAUUAACAAGUGGAAAAGUAUUAGUUGCUGGUGGAUUCUGUGCGGGUGGUGCUAAUUGUCUAAAUAGUUCUGAGUUGUAUGAUCCGUCAACAGGCAGUUGGACAAUUGUUAAUGGAAUGAACUAUGCACGAAAUAUGCACACAGCAUUAGUAUUAACAAGUGGACAAGUAUUAGUUACUGGCGGACUAAGUGAGAGUAGUCGUUUAACUAGUGCUGAGUUGUAUGAUCCAACAACUGGAAUUUGGACAAAUACCGGUCAUAUGAAGUAUGGACGGACCUGGCACACAGAAUCAAUAUUAAGCAAUGGAAAAGUAUUAGUUACCGGUGGAAUGAGUGAGAGUGGUAGUCUGAAAAGUAGUGAGUUGUAUAAUCCAUCAACAGGAACGUGGACAAGUACUGGUAGCCUGAACUAUCCACGAAAUGGGCACACAGCAUCCCUAUUAACAAAUGGGAAAGUAUUAAUUACUGGUGGACUCAGUGAUGAUGGUGGUCUCAAUAGCGCUGAGUUGUAUGAUCCAUCAACAGGAAUUUGGACAACUACCGGUAAGAUGAAUUAUGCUCGAAACCUGCACACUGCAUCCGUAUUAACAAAUGGAAAAGUCCUAGUUACUGGUGGGAUCAGUAAGAGUGGUCGUCUAAAUAAUAGUGAGUUGUAUGAUCCAUCAACCGGAACUUGGACAACUACUGGUAACAUGAACUCUCCGCGAGACUACCAUACAGCAUCCGUAUUAACUAAUGGAAAAGUGUUAGUUACUGGCGGAGAGAAUCUGUUUGGUAUUUUAAAUAGUGCUGAGUUGUAUGAUCCAUCAACAGAAACUUGGACGACUACCAGUACAAUGAAUGAUCCGCGAAAUCUGCACACUGCAUCCGUAUUAACAAAUGGAAAAGUGUUGAUUACUGGUGGAGAUAAUUAUAAGAUUUUGAACAGUGCAGAACUAUAUUUAUCAUUUUAA
Molecule: messenger RNA, 1017 nt
Organism: Rotaria sp. Silwood2
Lineage: Eukaryota; Metazoa; Rotifera; Eurotatoria; Philodinida; Philodinidae
Source: the annotation of a GenBank genome assembly